Melampsora larici-populina 98AG31 is the source of this 1639-nucleotide messenger RNA. RefSeq lists its product as uncharacterized. The transcript is spliced from 5 exons. NCBI's taxonomy places the organism in Eukaryota, Fungi, Basidiomycota, Pucciniomycetes, Pucciniales, Melampsoraceae. The record is from RefSeq and is a predicted model, not a curated record. Bases 48 to 1235 code for a protein of 395 amino acids.
AAUUCAGAUCAAAUGGUUUCCCCAUUUCGCAUUGACCAAAUCCGAAAAUGUUUUCUAUACCUCAAUCCACUCAACGACUAACCACAAAUCUAUUAACAAAUGAAACCAUAGCACGUUCGAUCAUCAAUUCCAAAAGGUUUAUCAGUUCAUCCAUCAGUUUACAUCAAGCAAGAGAAAGAAUCCGACCAGUUCAACCUGAUUUACCAAUCUGUCGACCAUGUUUAGGAAAAGAAAAUCGAUAUUUACCAGUUUCAUCUUUGAUUGGUGUGAAUCCUAGUUCAGUUUCUAUUGAAGAAGUUCAUAGGUAUCCUAUUCGGAUUCCUAGAGCUGCUGUGGAUCCUAAACUACUUAAAUCAACAGCUUUGGUUAAAACAACUCAUCAAGAUACUCUAAAUCCAGAAGAGGUUUUGAAGAUACGAGAAAUGGGUGAAUUAAAGGUGAAGGAAAUUGUUGAAGAUUGGGUACGGAAUGAGUUGAAUGUGAUGGGUACGAUUAGAGAAAAAACAAUUGAAAAAUUCAUGCUUUUAUUACUUAAUCCAUCCACUUUAGCACCUUUAGCUAUGAAACUCAAAUUAAGAACAGAUGGUGAAACGAAAUCGAAACAAGCUUCUUUACAUGCACCUAUCCGAAUCGUACCAGCUGCAAGUCUAGCCGACAUAGAACUCAGUCAAUUAUUUUAUUAUUUUAUCGGUUCAUUACAUCUUUCAUUACCUAAUCCGUCCAGUAAUUCGAUCAGUUCACCACUCUUGAAGAACUAUUUGAUCGGUUUAUUAAAAACAGGUUUACCACAUACCUCUCUAAGUAAAUUACUGAUCAGAUCUACUGAAUUGAGUGGUCAAUCAGUGAUUGGUAUUAAGAAAGGACAUGCUCGUGCUGAGUUAAGAGUCGCAUCACUUUCGAUUUGGGGAGAGAGAAGGUGUAAGAAAUUAAAGAAAUUGGUGCCUGAUCAGAAAAAUCAUAGGAAUGCAUUGAACCUUAGGAAAGCUGAAUUGUUGAAACAGAGAUGGAAAGAUGAAGAAGAGAAAAUGAUUCAUUGGAGAAGAAGAAUGUUGGAAGUUACAGCAGCUCAUAAAGCAGAUACAGAAGCAGAAAGACUUUCUCGUGAAGAUCAUGCUAAGGAAGUUACCAAAUGGAAAUUAGAAAAGAAAAAGAAUAAGGUGGUAGCAAUUGAAUCCACUCAGUCUGGGUUUUUGUCUAGGUUUAUGGAUUUUUGGCGGAAAUCGAAAUUAACUUGAAAUGCAAAAUUUGAAAUUCGAAAUUGAACUAUAAAUUCAACAUUUAUCAACUUGUUUGAUAAUUUGAUUGAAGCUCUUAGUUAAGGGUAUCACGAUCGUCUGGUAUUUUUCGUAGACGAGAUUACCAAGGAUUGAUGUUCUGGUAGUUUGUGAUAAGGAAAUCAUGAGUUUGAAAAAAAGAGUUUUAGAUAAUUUUGAUUACUUCAAGGUAGACUGAGAAUAAGUUUGUUGAAUUUCAGAUCAAGAGUUUGGAUUCCUAUCUUUUCAUUUCAUCAUGAGCUUAUUUGUUGUGGAGUAAAGGCUUUACUUGUCAAUUUUGGUUUAUGAACUUAUCUUUUGUUUAGAUAGGUUUCUGUUUUUGUUUAUUUGACAGAAAUGUAUAGGUGUCUAAAGAGCAUUGAGUU